AUGGAACAAUCAUCACUUGAACAAUUACCCGAUGAGAUCCUAAUUGAUAUUUGCUACUAUUUAUCGUCGUAUGAAAUGCUUUAUUCAUUCUAUCAUAUAAACUCUCGUCUUAAUCGUACAUUAACCCACUUCAAACAUGGUGUACAUCUUUCACAAAUUCCUUCAAUGCAAUUUGAAACAUAUUGUCAACAAAUUUUUCCCUCUAUUGGUUAUGAUGUUCAUUCAUUAAUUAUUCAUAACAAAGAAUUAGCUAAAUAUCAAAUAAAAUUAUUCACAAGUAAAAUAGAAUUAGAUCAAAUAUUUCCAUAUCUUGAACAUUUAACACUUCUUGAAUGUGACUGUGAUACCUUAAUACUUUAUCUAACAAAAUUAACGUUAUUAAACGAUUUAAUAGAAUUAAAUAUUGAAUAUAACGAAAUAAUAUCGGUAGACAUGCAAACCUAUUUACUUCAAAAUAUAUUUUUAACACAAAAUUCUCUAAUAGAAGUAUCAUUAACAUCAUUUCAUGGUUUUAGUUUAAGUAAAUUGUCUGAUUCAUCUACCAAAAUUAACAAUUUAACAAUUUCAUUAAAAAAUAUUAGUGACAUGUUUAUGUUAUUUGAUUUAAUACCCAAUAUUCAACAUCUUAAUAUUCAUAUUCGUUAUAAUGGACCAUUUUCAAAAAUACGAUGUUCAAAUUUAACAAUUAAAGUACCAUAUUUAGUUGAUUUUCAUCUAAAAACAACAUUUGAAGAUGCAAUACAAUUUAGUGAAUUACAACUACUUACAGACAAUCUUCCAACACUUCAUAGUCUUUCUAUUGAAACUUAUACACGUGAUCUCAAUUAUGUCAAAGGAAAUCGUUGGCAAUCUCUAUUAGUAAAUUUAACAAAAUUAUAUAAAUUUCAUUGUUCUAUUCGUUUACGUUUUGUUAUUGAUGAUAAAUGUAUUUAUGCCGAUGAUGUAUUAACAUCAUUUAGCAGCGACUUCUGGCUAAUUGAAAAACAAUGGUAUGUUAACUGCUAUCUAUUAAAUGAUGGAAAAUAUGGAAAAUUUUACUUACAUACAGUACCAUAUGUGUAUGAAACAUUUGAUGCCUCAAUUUUUGUAAAUAAUUGUGAAUCAACUUAUUUUGAUGUCAAUCUAACAUAUCCAAAAGUUCGACAAUUAAAUUUUGAUGGUAGAGAUGAAGAUCUAUUCAAAUCUUCUUUUUAUUUAAUGCUCAACAAAUUUUAUAAUAUUCGUGAAUUAAAAUUAGACAGACUUUAUAUUGUAUCUAAUCCAGAUGAUCAAUCUGUUUCGUUACAUCUAUUACCCAAAUUAAUUAAACUUUCACUUUAUACGACAACAAGAGGAUACAUAAACAUUGAUUUUCUUACAGAACUUUUAUUAAUGGCACCAAAUCUUUCAUCAUUAUUUAUUUCUUAUACUGAACUUGUACAACUCACUGAAAGAUUAGAACAAAUUUCACAUACUUUCAGACGAAUCUAUCAACUUGAAGUGUUGGCUUGUCGUGAAGUUCGACUAAACGAUAUUAAAUUACUAUCAAAAAUAAUUGUUAAUUUACGUUGGAUUAAAUUUCAUGUCAAAAAUAUUGAACGUACAUUUAGUGAUGGAUUAUUUGUAUGUGACGUAUUAAACUGUUUUAAGAGUUUAACGACACUUGAAAUAGCUUGUCAUGGUAGUUGCACAAAAAUGAAAGCUCUAGAAAGAAAUAUUAAUUCGUUAUUGAAAGACAGUCGAUUUUUUGCUGAAUACGAUGGAAAAAGUUUAGUACUUUGCGUUCAAUAG
This is a messenger RNA of Didymodactylos carnosus, 1770 nucleotides long. NCBI's taxonomy places the organism in Eukaryota, Metazoa, Rotifera, Eurotatoria, Philodinida, Philodinidae. The record is from the annotation of a GenBank genome assembly.